AUGAAGUUACUAUUAAUCUCAGUCACCAAUCGAACAGGACCAACUACACCGCCACCACCACCACCACCAACUACAGAAGCACCACCUACCACCGAAGAACCAACUACCACCGAAGAACCAACUACGGCAGCACCAGAGGAAGAAUUCCCCAUAUGGGCGGCUAUCCUCAUUGCACUUGGCAUUGGCGGUUUGAUUGCAUUGUGCCUGUGCCUGUGGCUGUGCCUACGUGCAAAGCGUGAGCAGCCCAAAGUCCCGUACAAGAUCCAGAAGGAGGAAAUGCCGAAAAUCCAGAGGGAGAAGAAGCUGAAGAAGGAGGAGAAGAUGCCGAAGGAGAGGAACCCGAAAGUGCUGAAAGUUCCGAAAGUUCCGAAAAGUCAAAAGAAUCAGCAGCAGAGGGUGGAGAGGAAGCAACAGAGGAGGAGUAAAGAACCGGAUUUGUAACGAAACAUCUCAAAAAAAGCUGUGACCAAAUCAACUCCAUCAGCUCACGAGAACAGAACUUUUAUAAUAACUGAUUUGUUUACACGUACACUUGAUUACGAGUUACCAGCAUGUCGUAAGAGGAUGAUAGCACAGGCAACAACAAAAUCUAGUAUUUAUACAUCAAAGGGUAGGUCUCAGCGAUGUCUUUAUUGUUUAGCUUGGUCUCAGUGAAAACAUCUGUAUUGUUUAGCUAGGGCUCCAUGAUAACAUCUGUAUAGUUUAACUGCAUCUCAAUGAUAACAUCUGUAUUGUUUAACUAGGGCUCCAUGAUAACAUCUGUAUUGUUUAACUGCAUC
Pomacea canaliculata is the source of this 779-nucleotide messenger RNA. RefSeq lists its product as uncharacterized. The transcript is spliced from 8 exons. NCBI's taxonomy places the organism in Eukaryota, Metazoa, Mollusca, Gastropoda, Architaenioglossa, Ampullariidae. The coding region runs from base 1 to 441 and encodes 146 amino acids. The record is from RefSeq and is a predicted model, not a curated record.